Messenger RNA from Ambispora leptoticha, 714 nucleotides. NCBI's taxonomy places the organism in Eukaryota, Fungi, Glomeromycota, Glomeromycetes, Archaeosporales, Ambisporaceae. The record is from the annotation of a GenBank genome assembly.
AUGCACAACACUUCUCUGAUUCGCAACUCAUUAGUUGCUCUUUUAUUAGUAUACAUAUCAUUAGCUGCUAUUGUUUUCUCAAAUCCAGUUCCAUUUAAGAAAGAAAAAGAAGCUGCUGCGGCACCUUCAGGUCCGUUAAAGGAUGUCGAUUUAUCGCCUUAUAAUGUUGAUGCAAACACACUAAAUGGAAUUGUUACCGAAUAUUCGAAACCACCCACUCCAGGUGAAGAUACAGACGAUAGUCAGCUGGUUGGAAAUUUAUUGAAUAAUUUCAUGAACCCGAAUCAGAAGCAGCAGACUAAACCACAAUCCCAGCCACAAUCUCAACCUCAAUCACAGCCACAGCCACAAUCACAGCCAAAAUCUCAACCUAAAUCACAGUCACAGCCCCAGCCACAAUCUCAACAUCAGUCGCAACCUCAGUCUCAGCCACAAUCUCAACCUCAGUAUCAACCUCAGUCUCAGCCACAAUCUCAACCUCAGUAUCAACCUCAGUCUCAGCCACAAAAACAGGAACAACCAGAUCCAUCAAGUGUCAUUCCAAUUGCUCCUGCUGAUAGUGGAACUCCUGUGGCUCCGGUAGUGAAUGGUAAUAUUGAUAACAACCUAACGCCUCCCACUGAUGCCAUCGUUACUGAGACCCCAAUAGUAGCUCCUAAUGCUGCCUUAGCUGAUGGUGUACCUCCUUUAAUUGCAUCUGCUCCAAGUUCUUAA